GCUGCGGUUUAGGCGUGGCGUCUGCUCCGGGCACCUGAAGGAGACUUGGAGACGCCUGGGCGGCGUUGCCUGAAUCGUUAGGCGCCGCCACCGCCAUCGCCACCGCCACCGCCACCGCCCUCAGUCCAUGAGGAAGAUGCUCGCCGCCGUCUCCCGCGUGUUGUCGGGCGCUGCCCAGAAGCCGGCAAGCAGAGUGCUCGUGGCAUCCCGUAAUUUUGCAAACGAUGCUACAUUUGAAAUUAAGAAGUGUGACCUUCACCGGCUGGAAGAGGGCCCUCCCGUCACCACGGUGCUCACCAGGGAGGAUGGGCUCAAAUACUACAGGAUGAUGCAGACUGUUCGCCGAAUGGAGUUAAAGGCAGAUCAGCUGUACAAGCAGAAAAUUAUUCGUGGUUUCUGUCACUUGUGUGAUGGCCAGGAAGCUUGUUGUGUGGGCCUGGAGGCUGGCAUAAAUCCCACAGACCAUCUGAUCACAGCCUAUCGGGCUCAUGGCUUUACCUUCACUCGUGGGCUUACUGUCCGAGAAAUUCUUGCAGAGCUUACAGGACGAAGAGGCGGUUGUGCUAAAGGAAAAGGAGGAUCAAUGCAUAUGUACGCCAAGAACUUCUACGGGGGCAAUGGGAUCGUUGGAGCUCAGGUGCCCCUGGGAGCUGGCAUUGCGCUGGCCUGUAAGUACAACGGGAAAGAUGAGAUCUGUCUGACUUUAUAUGGUGAUGGCGCUGCCAAUCAGGGUCAGAUAUUUGAAGCUUACAAUAUGGCAGCUUUGUGGAAAUUACCUUGUAUUUUCAUCUGUGAAAAUAACCGCUAUGGAAUGGGAACGUCUGUUGAGAGAGCAGCAGCCAGCACGGAUUACUAUAAGAGAGGCGACUUCAUUCCUGGGCUGAGGGUAGAUGGAAUGGAUGUCCUGUGUGUCCGGGAGGCGACAAAGUUUGCAGCCUCUCACUGUAGAUCUGGAAAGGGGCCCAUCCUGAUGGAACUGCAGACUUACCGUUACCAUGGGCACAGCAUGAGUGAUCCUGGAGUUAGUUAUCGUACACGAGAAGAAAUUCAGGAAGUGAGAAGUAAGAGUGACCCGAUCAUGCUUCUCAAGGACAGAAUGGUGAACAGCAAUCUUGCCAGUGUUGAAGAAUUAAAGGAAAUUGAUGUUGAAGUGAGGAAGGAAAUUGAGGACGCGGCCCAGUUUGCUACAGCCGAUCCUGAACCGCCUUUGGAAGAACUAGGGUAUCACAUCUACUCCAACGAGCCACCUUUUGAAGUUCGGGGUGCAAAUCAGUGGAUCAAGUUCAAGUCCGUCAGUUAACGGGAGAGUGCACGUAUGCGUGGUUCCACCUUCAGUGGGCUGUUUGACAGCAACUGGAAGGAACUCUUGUUCUCAAACUUUGUUAAGGAGGGAAACCCCAUAGGAAAGUAUGUAGAUUCAGGUAGGAACUGCAUGCAGUUUAUAUAGUGUUGCGUUAUAAGACGUUAUUGCACACUUAAUUAUUUAGUGUGAAUAUUAAAGGUUAUUUAGAUUUGUAUAGGCCUAAAAUAGGCAGUAUAGAGUUUGCUCAACCUUCUUUCAAACUAUUUCCUUAACACAGUUUUAUUUGAUUUAGUUGUAUACUAUUUGAACAAAUACGUUUUAAUUACUAAAAGGAAAAACAGUUCCUUGUAUGUCUGUCCCACUCUGUCACCUUUUUGUGGGGGGAUCAUUCCCUUGGCAUACUCACAUUACCCCCACAGCGUACCUUAAUGCACGUAGUAUUUAUUACAACCAGGCAAGUAGAAAGACAAUUCUACUUUUAAAUAGGAAUACUUCAGAAUCAUUGCAAAGGCCAAAUAACUUAGUUAUCUCCAUUUAUACGUUCAUAAUCAAACAUUAAAUACAAGGUACAUUCAUAUCAAUUUUCUUUUUCAAAUUUAAGUGCAAUGCCAGUUAAUAGUAAUGUGUAGCCUGAAACAGUGAUUUCCAGCCUUUUUGUUAUUUUAAACACCCAUUGUUUCACCUUUCCAACAAGUGCUAUAUAGGGUGUACUAAUUUUUUCAUUGAAAUAUAUUAAAAUUCAUUUUUAAGAAUUCUGUAAUACCCUAAUCAAAAUUAGGGUUCACAAUCACUGUUCUCACAAUACAUACAGUUCUACUCACCUAUAACACGUUAACAACAGGUUAAAAGAAACCAUCUCAGUAAUGCUGUAGCGGCAGAGACAUCAGCUCCUUGCUCCCUCUGCGCCCUGGCCCAGCUGACGGGUUAAGCGUCAUCGGGGGUGGCCAGGGCCCCCUGAGCCUGUCUUCUGUACUGGGAGACUGCAGCCCAGAGCCUGCAGAGGAGCCCACCACUACGAAAGAACGUGAGAGUCUCCUUUAGAGUCAAAGCAACACCCCUUAUGGCCAAAACUGGAGCAUGUAAGUCUAGGCUUGACUAGGUUUGCCAUCUAGUCUUCAAAGCUUACCUAAAAUAGAAAUACAUUCUUUUCACAUACGGAUUUACCACUUAGGCCCUAGAGGUAUGUACAGGAGUGCUGGUGCAUCUGUACAGAGCGGGCCAUUUAAGAUGCCAUGGGAAUGAGAAUGCAGGUCGCAGUUUAAAGAAAGGGUUCGGGAAUAGCACGAAUGGCAGGAGGAGGAGAGCGCUUCUGUCACCUUCCUACUUCUCGCUGACUUUUCCUGCCAGACUUUCAGCUUCUGCCACCUCUCGGCUUUUUCCAGCUUCAACCCGGGAAAACUCCCGAGUUUGGAGCUUUCUGACUAAGUCAUAGGAAAAGGUACCAGCACUUUUUCUACUGCUUUAUGUAAAAGCAUAAUCACAUGAAAAAGCCAUUUUCUACUAUACAAAGUGUUUUGAGGCUGUUCUUACCGUAGUCUAAGGUAUCUUAGAUCUUCCUUAGUGAUAUCAUUAAGAACAUCAGAAAGUGUAUAACCCUCUUCAACAAUCUGAAACCAAGAGCAAAUACAUAGGAGCUA
Messenger RNA from Rhinolophus ferrumequinum (greater horseshoe bat), 2940 nucleotides. It is a transcript of the gene PDHA1, whose product is annotated as pyruvate dehydrogenase E1 subunit alpha 1. Gene Ontology annotation, biological process: pyruvate decarboxylation to acetyl-CoA. Bases 128 to 1300 code for a protein of 390 amino acids. Gene Ontology annotation, cellular component: intracellular membrane-bounded organelle. The record is from RefSeq and is a predicted model, not a curated record. Gene Ontology annotation, molecular function: pyruvate dehydrogenase (acetyl-transferring) activity. NCBI's taxonomy places the organism in Eukaryota, Metazoa, Chordata, Mammalia, Chiroptera, Rhinolophidae. The transcript is spliced from 11 exons.